CAUCGUGUCCUCCAUCUUUAGUCGCUCAGCUGCUAUCAACUGCAGUGGGUGCCUGAAAUUUUUCAUUUUUGUCUGGUUGUCCUGCAAAACGACGAUCGACGGGAACAAAAAAUAUUUCCUGUCGGAGAGGCAUUAAAAUUGGCAGCAAACCAUGGUGGUCACAAACAAUUUCUCACUGCCUACGGAGAAGGAGCUCGACGUACAAGAGGUCAACCUGAGCAGCUCCAUCCUUCGUGCCGGUGCUUUCCAACUUGGAAAACACUGCGAGAGCCAAAACAAUGAAUUCAUUCUCUGCCGCACUGAACUAAAAGACCCAAGAAAGUGCAUCGAAGAGGGCAAGGCGGUCACAAGCUGCGCUUUGGAUUUUUUUAGGAAAAUGAAGAAGGCCUGUCGUGAGGAGUUGGAGCAGUAUGCAACCUGCUUGGAAAGAUCUAGCUGUGGCAUGGACUAUCAAUACUGCCGUCAAACUCAGGGAGUUUAUGACAAGUGUGUUUUGGACAACUUCGGCAUCGAGCGGCCCGAGUUUGGCUAUUAUUGCAAACCAAAGGUGCAUGACUCUAAGAGGCCGAAACCAGCUCCUGAACCUCCCAAAAUUUACCCUGAUUCCACCCCUGGCCUUCCUGAGGAUACAGCCCAGCCUCCUGCAAAGUACGGCCACAGGUUCUAUAUUUGGUAAGGUAAAGAGGAAAUCACGUUGUAAAUUAAUAGUUUGUUAGUGAUGUAUAUUGAGAGAAAGUCGAAUAAAGUGACGUUAUUUGUUUGUCUAAUAACUGAUAA
Neocloeon triangulifer is the source of this 777-nucleotide messenger RNA. RefSeq names its product NADH dehydrogenase [ubiquinone] 1 alpha subcomplex subunit 8 (gene ND-19). Gene Ontology annotation, biological process: mitochondrial electron transport, NADH to ubiquinone. Lineage: Eukaryota; Metazoa; Arthropoda; Insecta; Ephemeroptera; Baetidae. The record is from RefSeq and is a predicted model, not a curated record. Bases 152 to 676 code for a protein of 174 amino acids. The transcript is spliced from 3 exons.